Molecule: messenger RNA, 765 nt
Organism: Momordica charantia (bitter melon)
Lineage: Eukaryota; Viridiplantae; Streptophyta; Magnoliopsida; Cucurbitales; Cucurbitaceae
Source: RefSeq, a predicted model, not a curated record
AAAAUUUAUUAAUUGAAAAAAAAAAGAUAAAAUUUUCAUUCUUUAGAAAUCGCCUCCCGUUGGCGCGGAGCUGACGUGGUUUCUUUUAUAUCCACAAAUGAUUUGUGACGACGGAGGGGAAGCUUUCUGUUCAGUGCUCGUUCCAAUGGCGAUUUCUAUGGCUCUUACGAAGAUCAACCUCCUCCGAUUUCCUCCAUCGUCUUCCUCCCGCUCUUCCUUCAAGCCUGCGCGCUGCUCAUCUCUCCAACAGGUUCAAUUACAGGCUGACUCAACAAUUGCAUGUGAACCUUGUAACGGUGAAGGAUGGAUAGUGUGUGAUUUCUGUAAAGGGCAGAAGACUAACGUGAAGGCCGAGAACAAUCGUAUCUACCGACGAUGUCCAUCUUGCAGAGCCGUCGGAUAUGUUCUAUGUUCAAAGUGCAAGGUGUUCAAGUGUGUCACUUUCCCAAACUUCAGUGACGGAGCUAAAAUAUGCAGGAGCUAAACUUCUUGGAUGCUUGAAGAGGUGGAUUUCAAUUCCGUUACAUGUCUUCAUUGAUCUGAAAUUAUUUUCAUGUUCGCAUAACUUAUGUAAUCUCUUAUCAACAUGCAUUAUGUGCAGUGGCCAUUAUUUUCUUCCUUCACAUAAUUCCUAAUUUACUGGUUGAUGUAUAAAUCGAGGCUUUGUCUGUGUCUAUGCCAAUGGCUGUAUACCUUAAGCUCCUCUUCUUCUCUCCAAUUUAUCUCUUGGUAGAAUCUAUCCGUACUUCAUUUCAUCCUUUGCAA